UCCACCUGUCCAGCUGUCCACCUGUCCGCUGCAGGAGACAGGCAGCUGUCUUCUCCCACCUUUGUGCUGGAGAUGCUCCGCAGCGCCGUCGACCAGAGAGAUGUUGACAAGCGUCUAAUUAAGAAAUAAUUACGCAGCUCGUGUUGGAGCGGCGCGUGAGGUCUGCGUGUCUGCUCGCGCUCUAAAAUUAGAAUAAGACCGAGCCACCGGAGGCAGUUUCCAUUCACUAGUUUUUUUUUUUUUUUGUGGGGGGUGUUUUUUUCUGCAUUUUUUCCCUUCCACGCACCUUGGACUUCAGCCGUCUCCACAGAGCCAGCGUGGAUCCGAGGACGAGGUCCGGACCGCUCUAGUCAGACCUGAACCAGAGAGAGAGAUGACCCUUGUUUUGUCCAUGAAUCCUUUCCUGGACCCAGAGGGAGACCCUCCACCCUCCGUAUUCCCACCCAUAUGGGAUUCGGAGCGCUGCACUAAGACCUGCCUGCCAAACCCUGCCACGCCCUGCAGCUCUGAAGAGCGCUUUACAGAAGAACCGCCUUGCAGACGAGUCCCUGAUCACGUUUCCGUGUCAAGGAUUGCUUACUUCAAGAGAAAGUUUGUUGAUGAGGAUGAUGAGGCUCCCUUCAGCUUCAGGACAUACUGUCAAACGGUGGCACCAGUUCUGGAGGAGCGUGCUCAUGUGCUGCGCCUCUCACUGGAGAAGAUGCGAUUCAUCGACGACCCUGAAGCGUUUCUCCGCCGCUCUGUCCUCGUAAACAACCUCCUCCGCCGUCUGCGCGCUGAGAUCCUGCUGCAGAGCAGCGACUGGUGCUUCCCGCCCAACCCGGCGUUCUCCACCGGGCCCUGCAUCCUCCCGAGCAGCUCUGGCCCCGCCCACCAAGUCCUCCAGAGAGCCCUUCCCACCCGAAUCUGCUUAGCCCCCCAGGCCGGCCCACCCCUCCGCAAGCGCUUCCGCAUGGUCCGCGGAGGCCCGGGGGAUCUACGGCCCGACUGUCCCCAGACGUGCUGCUGCAUCUACGCCGCUGCAGCGGCCGCAGGACACUACCUCCACCUCCCCUUCUCCGUGUACGACACGGCGCUCGCAGGCUGCCCCGCCGCGCCGCAGGCCUCCUCCUUCUUCCAGCUCACCGGCCACAGCAAGUUAGGUCUCACGGUGGCCGUCGACGAUCACGACGAUGAUGAUGAAGAUGUCGAGGACGAGGAGGAAAACGAGGAGGGAGACGAGAGGGAGGAGGAGGAGGAAGAGGAGGAGGAGGAAGAAGAUGAGGAACAAAGACAAGCAGGGCCUUCUGGUGAUGACGUUUCGGACAAAUUAGCGCAGAAAAGUAGAACUACCUUGCUGGGUCAUAAACACGGGAGGACAGCGAACAGCUGCGUGGCCGGUAGUGCAGAAGAGGAAGGAGGAGAGCCGGAGGAAGAAGAGGACGAAGAAGAGGAAAAGCCCGUGAGACCUUGUCCAUGGGACUCUGAAAGGGAUCUCCACAGAUUCAACUUCUGGCACCGCCGGGCUCAUAGACAGUAACUAAGAAGUGACGAACAUAAUAAAAUGUAAUGAUGACGACAGCUGUCAUCAGUUGAAGAUGUAUUUCUGCUUAUAGCAAAUUAAGGUGUAUCUACUAACUAUAAUAAUGCCAAGUCAUCUUUAUGUUAACGAUCUAUAUAUGGCUUCUGCUGACAGCGGACACAUUUUUCAGACAAUUAUAACAAACAACGUCACAUGUUGUGGGAUCUUAAAUCCCGAAUGUGAAGUGAAGCUUACUAUUGCACUGUCUCCAAGACCUUGUUCAAGCCCCACAGCACAAAACGGAAGGUCUCAAAAACGGGGCUUUGUAUUGGUGCGACGGUCUCGUUUCAGGACCCUAAACAAACCCACGGAUUAGGGGGUUGUGUGUUUAGAAGUGCGUGCUUCUGUGUGUGUGUGUAUUUGCAAGAUAUGAUGUAGCAUUUUAAAACUUGAUUUUAAGCAGUUCUGUUUGUUAAUGAACAGGUUUCGACGCUGUCUCAGGCAAUGGCAUGCAACUGUGCUGCAGCGGCGCCAUGACGCAAAGAGUCAGAUUACUUUACAACACAAUCAAAUUUUUAAAUCUCAAUUUUAAAGUGCCUUAGUGUUUUUAUGGUUACAUGUAUACUGUGUAUUUAUGUAAUUGUUAGGUUACUAAGUGGCUACUUUGCAUUACCGGUGACUGCUUACAACUACAGUAAAAGAAGACACAUGCAUCUUAUUUGAUGCAGAGUGUGUUAAAGAUUGUUUUUAAGGUUUAACAUUUUAAAUUCUAAAGCAAAGAAAAUUCCCUCACCUAAAAACUGUUUGUGUUUACUACCAAAUGCAUGUUUUUACAACAUUUUGUGCUGAAAAAAAACAAGUAUGCAUCCAACUUUGAAUGACAGAAGUUAACAAUUGUCGAUAUUUAAUGUCCUCUUUCUGAAUUUAAAUUGAACAUUAAAAUUUUUCAAAAAUAAGUUGAAUUUAGCCAGAUAAAACAUUGUGUUGAUGAUAAAAGUUCUACCAAAAUGAUCCACAAGAAACUACACAAAAUACAAAUCUGAAAAUGUAGCUUGUGAUUGAAAAAAUAACAAAUAUGCAUAUUGAGUAUGUCAUGUGUUAGCAAUUAAUUGGCUUAUAUUAGUGGGUUAACUCACUAGUAGGAACGUCUUAAAAAGAUGUUCCGUUUUUUAGGGAAUAUUUCGUCCACUACUCCCAAUAGCUGACUUUCAAGGAGGAAGGUUCCACUAAGAAGUCAAAAGAAGGCGUAAGAAUACAUAAAUGCGAUUGGGAGUAAGUCGGCAGUUCCAGUAACCCUGCAGUGGUGCUUUUGUUUCUUCAGAAGGGAACCAGAUGGUAUGUUCCAGUUACAGGGGAGUCACUCUCCUCGCCCUGCCUGGUUAUCUGUGCAGAGGUGCUGGAGACAGGAGCCUCGGAAUUGGAGGAACAAUACAAGUUCCAGCCUUGUCUUGGAACGCUUGACAGUCUCUUUAUCCUCACUAGAGUCCUGGAGCGGGCUUGAUCCGCAAGCUUGGUCCACAGGUACUUUUGGGGCUUGGGGAAGGCAAUUCACCAUGUCCCUUGAGGGAGGUUCCAAGAGUAUGGUAAUAGGUCCAUUGCUAUGCCAUUGGCCAUACGUAUGGUAUAUAAACACACCAUAUGUCCAUUGGCUAUUCAGUCACUGUACACACAAGAAAGAGUUUGGUCCACAUUCCCAGCAGUAGGUUAGAUUUAAUCUGGUUGGGUGUUGGACUCCAUCAGGACUCCUCUCAAUGAAUCCGUUCAUAACUUUUAUGGACAGUUUCUUGGCGGAGCAGAGUAGUUUGGUUGUCUCGGGAGUCCAGCUUUUUGCAGAUGAUGUGGACCUGUGGCAUCAAUGAGCUACAAUCUUCCUCGAUCACGGGGGCAGUUUCCAGCUGAGUGUGAAGCUGUGAAGAUGAGAA
Messenger RNA from Cololabis saira (Pacific saury), 3423 nucleotides. RefSeq names its product SERTA domain-containing protein 4-like. The record is from RefSeq and is a predicted model, not a curated record. The coding region runs from base 374 to 1519 and encodes 381 amino acids. Gene Ontology annotation, cellular component: nucleus. NCBI's taxonomy places the organism in Eukaryota, Metazoa, Chordata, Actinopteri, Beloniformes, Belonidae. The transcript has 4 exons.